AUGAAGUCAGUUUCAUACGUGAUAGAUCCUGAUGGCGACAUCGAACUCGUUCUCAACGAGCCAAAUAUCCAGGAUAUCAUCCCCGAAAGAGUCUUGCCAGGAGAACUAGAUACCGCAAACGGCUCGCCCACCACCGACUUGAACAACUCGGUACUCCAAGGACGAUACGCGGUCUUUGAUAACUUUGAUACUCCAACAUUUGUCGACGAUUAUGGCGAUUUGGACUUUGUAGAAGAGACCCCAGACGUUGUACGCAUGAGAGUAUCUUCAAAGCACCUCACAUUGGGCUCGAAGGUUUUCAGGGCCAUGUUUCGAGGCUCAUGGGCCGAAGCCUCUUUGUCAUCUUCUUCUCGGGAUAGCCCCCGCCAACUUGCGACCUCUGACUGGGACGCUAAGGCGCUUGCCAUCGUUCUUGAUGCGAUGCACGGGCGUUUUCGGCACAUCCCCAAGGAUGUCAACCUCGUUCUCCUGGCUCGUAUUGCCACCAUCGUCGACUACUACCAAUGUUACGAAAGCAUGGAGCUCAUCAGCAACUUGUGGCUCUCUCAACAGUCUGUUACGCAGGAAAACAUCGAUGGGUACUCCAAAAGCUCAUUGCUACUGCUAUAUGUCGCGUGGGUCUUUGAGAGCGAUGUUCUUUUCACUGCCGUGGCCCGCCGGGUCUUGAGGUACGGCCAAGGACCUUCGGAAUUCGAUUUUAAGGACCUCCCCGUUGGUGGAGUCAUGGGUAUCCUGAAUGACAAAAGAACGGAGCUUAUCGGACGGAUCUUGGAAGGACUCGACAUACUCCAAGAAACCCUCCGUACGGAGAAUGAAUGCCCCGGUUUGGGCCUCUCCGACUGCUCAUCCACGUUGCUUGGAAUGUUGAUGAGAGAGAGAUUCAGAUGGGAGGACCUGUAUCUUCCCCUCGAGCCUCCUUAUGACGGAUACAACAUCGUCACGGUGCGAGCCUUUGUCGAUGGGUUCCCCCGACCCAAGCCAUUGCAGCCGAGAUACGACAACUCCGGUAUCAGUAGCUUUGGAGAACUCGACGUAUUUCAUCGACGAUGCAUGUGCACUAUCCAGGGGCGGAUGCAGAAACUGAUGAAGGGGGUAACCAACGACAUCAAGGCUUUCCGCCCUUCACGCAUUCAAGGUUGGGGUCUGCGUCAGAAGGAGAAUGACUAG
Fusarium musae is the source of this 1167-nucleotide messenger RNA. RefSeq lists its product as uncharacterized. NCBI's taxonomy places the organism in Eukaryota, Fungi, Ascomycota, Sordariomycetes, Hypocreales, Nectriaceae. The record is from RefSeq and is a predicted model, not a curated record. Bases 1 to 1167 code for a protein of 388 amino acids. The transcript is spliced from 2 exons.